AGUGCCAGCCCGCCUGUCUGUGUGCUGAAGUGAAACUACUACAGGAACAAGCUGCUGCGGUCGUUAAUGGGCUCGGACGACCCGCCAAAUGAAUCUAAACAUGGCUCCGCGGUCUAAACUAUUUAGAUAAAGCUGCUGUAAAAGACGAACCAUGUGGAGAGUCCAGGGUUUUGUUGGAAGAGUACUUCAUCGUUGCCAUGGCAGCACCCCCCUGCGACUACCCCAGAACCACCACGUGGAGGACGAGGUCAUCAGCAGCUCAUCUAUCCUCUCCACCUCACGACACUCUUCUGACAGCAGCUCUCAGAAGGAGCAGGAUGGAGAGAGAAGGAAGAAACAAAGGACCUUUCAAUUUGGCUACGCUGAGCUUCCACAUUACACAGUACUGGAUGCUGUGGGAUGGGGUGCAGCAGCAGUUCUGUUUAUGCAGAUCUGCAAAAGGAUCCGCUCUAAGUUCUCCUCAGGCACAGAGCCCAGUCCGACCCCUGGAUCUCUGACAGCCCCCUCCUUGCUACACAAGUGUGGCUACCACAUCCUUCUGGAGAACUUAUCCAGGCAUGACGUCCUGCCCAGAGGAAGGACUGUGUUGUGCCUGCAGGGGGUGCCAGAGAGACAGAACCACGAUCAAACGGCAGCUCAGACCAGCAGCAGUAGCACAGGUGAUGCCAGUCUUCACAGCAGCAGUGAGCAUCUGAAUACUGACAGCUCAAUCUCUGACCACCAGAGGGCACUCCUGAACCAGGAUUCACCUAUACCCGACUCAGAGGAAUCACCUCUGUCAGCAUCCCAUCCUCUGCAGAAUGACGCAAACCAAGACAACACUGAGACAAAAGACGCUAAUGACAAGGACAUAUUGUCUGAUGAGGAGAGGCUGGCAGGAGUAACACUGAACCUCAGACAUGUGGGAGACAACAGCAUCCCUGUUAUCCUCAACAUCAUUGGUGUAGAAAGUGUCAAGAGCGAGAACUACGAGCAAGCUUUUACCUGUUUUCAAGCUGCAGCUGAGCAGGGUUACAACAAAGCCCAGUUUAAUGUGGGUGUGUGCUAUGAGAAAGGCAGAGGAGUCAGCAAGGACAGAGAGAAGGCUCUGAAUUACUACUGGCAGGCUGCGGUCGGCGGUCACACUCAAGCUCAGUACCGUUAUGCAAAGCUGCUCCUGACCAGCAGGGGGCAUCAGAGUUUAGAGGAGCUGAAAACAGCCAUUGACCUGCUGGAACGGGCCGCUGCAGCUGGACUCACCAAGGCUCAGGUCUGCCUUGCAUCGGUCUUCUCUCAGGAGCCGGUGAGAGACGGGAGCAAGUCUGUCAAGUACCUGAAGAUGGCAGCAGAGGGCGGGGAUGACACCGCUCUGCUGUUCCUGGGUCAGUGUUACGAGAACGGUUUCGGGGUGCAGCAGAACCUGAGAACGGCGUUUGAGUUCUACAAACAAGCCGCUCACACAGGAAACAAGCAGGUUCAGAGCUUACUGACACCUUCUAAUGACACAGACAGAAAGGCAGAAGAUGCGGUGUUGCGCUCCAUCCGUUCAGCUCCCUGUUUCUCUGUAGCCAGCCGUUUGCUCCAGCAGCCGCUCUCCCCUCUGGCCAGUUGUGUCCCUGCGUCCACCAGUCACCCCACCACCCUUCCCCUCCUGCCGCACUCCUGGAGCACUGGGAGCCUGUGUGCCCCCCCGGUGCUGUCGUCCACGCCACUUCACCUCCAUCCCCACAGCACAGAGGGGGGAACCUGCCAAUGGACUGUGGGGAUUGGAUAGUUAUCCUGAGUCACCAAAGGCCAAAAUGAGGAAUGUAUUUCACAGUGACUGAUUUUUUUUACCAGAGAAGGUCAAAGUGUGUUAGGUUUGUACAUAUUGUGAAGCCUGAAUAGAGUGAAUCGGUUUUAUACUUGGUCAAGUAUGUUGAUAUAUUGUGAUUUUUUUUUAUAAUAAGUCUGAAAGAGCUGUGGAUACAGGGUCUGACAAUAUUGUGUACAGAAUGAGGUAUGGAGUCUUUUCUAUUAUAUAUUUCUGUGUUUUCUUAUAAGCUUCCCUGUAAUAUAAAAUAUGCUAUGGGUCAGAAAAUGAUCUAGGUGCCUUUGAGUGGGUUGAGAAUCUCAGGUGGUUACUGGUUUCUCUUUCCUCUGAUGUGGGAUUAAUCAUAUAAAAAAUGUUGAUCAUAAUUUUGUUUCCUGUAAAAUGUAUUGCUGAGUUUACACCACUGAAACAGUAUCAUAUUUAUCCUCCAAUAAUACAAUUGCUUAGGUAUAAUGGUUCAGUGCUGUCUGUAAUUGUAAAAGGUAUAAAUGAGGGACUACAGUUGGGGAGAAAAGGAAGUGUGAACCAUACAACUACCAGAGUGAAUUAUGAUGCACUGUGAGGAAGAUGUUCUGUGUGACUGUUAAACAAAAAAAAUAAAUAUCCUAAAAAGCUA
Molecule: messenger RNA, 2408 nt
Organism: Seriola aureovittata
Lineage: Eukaryota; Metazoa; Chordata; Actinopteri; Carangiformes; Carangidae
Gene: dele1
Product: DAP3 binding cell death enhancer 1
Exons: 12
Coding region: 152-1753 (533 amino acids)
Molecular function (GO): protein binding
Source: RefSeq, a predicted model, not a curated record